CCGGAACCGCGGAGCGGAGGGGGCGGACGGGUCCGGGACGCCGCCUCGCCUUGCGCUGCCGCUGCCGGUCCCUCCCGCCCCGUCCUGUCCCGUCCCCUCAUGGCGCUAGAGCGGACGGGCACCGGCCCCUCCCGCCGCCCGCUCCGGCCUCCCCCGCCCCCGUCUCCUCUUGGUCGGCCGCUCCCGGCGGGCAUGUGAGCGGGGCCGUGACUGCAGAAACCUAACUUCCAAAUACUUAAGAAGUGAAUGCCUCUGGAUUUCUGAACAAAAUUGGUUUUUUUUUCACAUUCCGAGUUUCUGCAUCGAUCUGUGUCUGAUAACCUUCAAACGCAGCUCCCUGUGUGAUCUGUCAUUGCACUGUUGCACACUGAGAGUUCUGACUCGUGACACCAGCACAUCCACGGGCAAUUCAUUAACGAGUGGCUCUCGGAGGCAUGGGAGUUCGUAUGGAAGAAAUGCUGCUGCGACUGUCAAACUCUGUUACAGACUGAUUUCAAUUGUUGCAUCAUUUUUUGUUGAGUAUCAGAAGCUCUACUCCUCGUUGAUCAAUGUGACAGUGUUCAGUAGUUUACGAGAUGAGCCAAACUCGUGGGAAGUAUGACUUCUGUAUUGGUCUGGUGUUGGCCAUGAGUUCCAGCAUUUUCAUUGGAGGAAGUUUCAUCCUGAAAAAGAAAGGUCUGCUCCGGUUAGCCAGGAAAGGCUCCAUGAGAGCAGGUCAAGGCGGUCAUGCAUACCUUAAGGAAUGGCUGUGGUGGGCUGGACUUCUUUCAAUGGGAGCUGGAGAAGUAGCGAACUUUGCUGCCUAUGCUUUUGCACCAGCUACGUUAGUGACUCCUCUGGGAGCUCUCAGUGUUCUUGUAAGUGCCAUUCUGUCAUCCUUCUUUUUAAAUGAAAAACUUAAUUUACAUGGAAAAAUAGGAUGUUUGUUAAGUAUACUGGGAUCAACUGUGAUGGUAAUUCAUGCUCCACAAGAGGAAGAGGUAGAAACUUUGGAUGAAAUGUCUCACAAACUAGGUGAUCCAGGUUUUGUGGUGUUCGCAACGCUCGUUGUCAUUGUGUCUUUAAUUCUAAUCUGCGUGGUGGGACCUCGCCAUGGACAGACCAACAUUCUCGUGUACAUAACAAUUUGCUCUGUAAUUGGAGCCUUAUCAGUCUCCUGUGUCAAAGGUCUGGGCAUUGCUAUAAAGGAACUUUUUGCAGGAAAACCAGUGCUGAAGCAUCCAUUGUCUUGGAUUCUGCUGCUAAGCCUUACUGUCUGUGUGAGCACGCAGAUCAACUAUUUGAACAGGGCUCUGGAUAUAUUCAACACUUCAAUAGUGACUCCGAUAUAUUAUGUAAUCUUCACCACAUCUGUUUUAACUUGUUCUGCCAUCCUCUUCAAGGAAUGGCAGCACAUGGCGGCUGAUGACAUUAUUGGCACCUUCAGUGGCUUCCUGACUAUUAUUGUGGGGAUCUUUUUAUUGCAUGCCUUCAAAGAUGUUAACUUCACCCUAGCAAACCUGCCCCUCUCUCUGCGGAAGGAUGACAGAGCAGCCAAUGGCACUUUGCUGAGCACAUAUGACAGCUUUAAUGAUGAUGAAGAAAGUUCUGCCUGCCUAGGUGAAAUGCAAUCCACUGAGAGUCUCUCAGCCAGAAGGAAUGGAAGCCUGUCAGCUUUCUGAAAAUAUCUACGUGUUACUUAAGAAAAGAACAAUUCUGUAACCCUGGAUUUUUUUUUUUUUCCUGCUGUGAAAUGUCUGAGCUUGUCUGGAAAGUCAUGUACUUUUUAACAGUAUGUGUAGACAAUCGUUGAUUUUUGAGUUUGAUUCGUUUGGAUAAAGAACACUGAAAUGUUUUUUAUUUGCCUUACUUUUACUUUAAAAAGUACUAAAAUGACCUCAGACCACAAUUGGUUUUGUUGCUUAAGUUAUGUGUAAAUACUUUCAUUUCAUUCUUCUGUUUUUAAGAUGUAUUGCACUAAUUACAAUUUUAUCAAAAAUAAAUGGCUUUAU
Messenger RNA from Melozone crissalis (California towhee), 1991 nucleotides. RefSeq names its product NIPA magnesium transporter 2 (gene NIPA2). The transcript has 9 exons. Bases 576 to 1661 code for a protein of 361 amino acids. The record is from RefSeq and is a predicted model, not a curated record. Gene Ontology annotation, cellular component: membrane. Lineage: Eukaryota; Metazoa; Chordata; Aves; Passeriformes; Passerellidae. Gene Ontology annotation, biological process: magnesium ion transport. Gene Ontology annotation, molecular function: magnesium ion transmembrane transporter activity.